Molecule: messenger RNA, 992 nt
Organism: Thamnophis elegans (Western terrestrial garter snake)
Lineage: Eukaryota; Metazoa; Chordata; Lepidosauria; Squamata; Natricidae
Gene: BDH2
Product: 3-hydroxybutyrate dehydrogenase 2
Exons: 10
Coding region: 120-857 (245 amino acids)
Biological process (GO): siderophore biosynthetic process
Cellular component (GO): cytoplasm
Molecular function (GO): 3-hydroxybutyrate dehydrogenase activity
Source: RefSeq, a predicted model, not a curated record
CCACCAUGCUUCAGAAAACAGAAACCCGCCUACUGGUAAAAGUCCUUGCUGGGUUCCUGCGCUGUAAUGAACACUAAUCCAUAAGGCCCUACAUACAAUUGAUCGGAGCUGCUUCUAAAAUGGGGCGGCUCGAAGGGAAGGUAAUACUGCUCUCUGCCGCAGCCCAAGGAAUUGGCCAAGCGGUGGCUAAAGCUUUUGCAAAAGAAGGAGCUCAAGUUAUUGCUACAGAUAUCAAUGAGUCCAAACUUCGAGAACUGGAAAGUUAUCCAGGCAUUCAGAUCCGGGUGCUUGAUGUCACCAACAAAGAACAAAUUGAAAAAUUGGCCAAGGAGGUGAAGAAAAUCGAUGUUUUGUGCAAUAUUGCAGGUUUUGUUCAUCAUGGGACUAUUUUGGACUGUGAGGAAGAAGACUGGGCCUACACAAUGGAUGUCAAUGUUCGUAGCAUGUAUCUCAUGAUCAAAACAUUCCUGCCUAAGAUGCUUGAGCAGAAAUCUGGUAACAUUAUCAACACGUCUUCUGUGGCAUCCAGUAUCAAAGGGGUUCCCAAUAGAUGUGUCUACAGUACUUCAAAAGCAGCAGUUAUUGGCCUCACCAAAUCUGUAGCUGCUGACUUCAUUGAAAAAGGAAUCAGAUGCAACUGUGUUUGUCCUGGCACUGUUGACACUCCUUCUCUGAGGGAAAGAAUCCAAGCAAGACCUGAUCCAGAACAGGCACUAAAAGAUUUUCUCGCCAGGCAGAAGAUGGGCAGAUUGGCUACCGCUGGGGAAAUUGCCCACCUCUUUGUAUAUCUGGCUUCUGAUGAAUCUGCCUACAUGACUGGCAAUGAAUGCAUCAUUGAUGGGGGAUGGAGCAUAUGACCAGCUUCUCAAGACAUUCCACCUGCAAAUUAGUGUCCUUGCUAUCCCAGAAGAUAAAAAAGGACAAAACUUACAUGCACAUGUAACAAUCCUAUCAAAUUAAUUACCAUAAUAAAAAUUCAUACACUUCGUUAA